This is a messenger RNA of Oppiella nova, 642 nucleotides long. NCBI's taxonomy places the organism in Eukaryota, Metazoa, Arthropoda, Arachnida, Sarcoptiformes, Oppiidae. The record is from the annotation of a GenBank genome assembly.
AUGAAUGGCAAUAAACUUCAAAAACAGAUUCAGCUGAUUGUUAGCGAUUUAGGCGAUAAUCAAGAGAUAAUGAGCUAUACAAAACUUAAUAACGAAAACAGUUUCAAUGAAUUAGAGUCCAACCGAUUGUCCGAAUUAUUCAAAGCCUCGCAAGUGUUCAGAUAUAAGACAAUACAAAACAAGUCGUUAAAUGAAAUCAUAAAUCUAACCGAGGUGAAUGAUAUGUGCAAUAUGAUGUUGGACCUGGACGUGUUGGAUUUGAUCCAGUUUACCAAAUCGUUGACAUCGUUUAAAAAUAUGUGUUUCAACGACCAAAUGGCACUUUUUAAGUAUGGAUGCCUUGAGAUGCUAAUACUUCGCUGCUCUAUAUUUUACGAUACUAGUACUCAAUAUUGGAAAUGGGUCUGGAAUCGCGAGAAUCCGUUCGUAGCCGAACAGCAAUUAUAUAUUUAUUUACUCCAACGCUAUCUAUAUCUGAGAUACCGAUCGGAAGUGGAAACACACAUGAAAUUAGCGAAACUUAUGGAUCCGUUAAAGGAUUUACAGAUUAUUUGCGACAUCAAGAAGAAAAAGGGUUACGAGUUAUAUAUGGAUACUUUCGGACCUAAUCUUAAAGAGAUACUCUACGACACCACACUUUAA